AUGGCUCUAUUGGUUACAAUUUUAGCCAUAAUAGAGGUUGUUGUACUUUCUACACAUUACAAAUUAUUACAUCAAGGGACUUCCUCAAUUAGAAUUGUAAAAAGACAGUACCCGUUCAAGACAUAUACACAUUUGGACACUAGCUUACAAAGCCAGUUAGAAAAGGGCACUAGAGUAUAUCAUGUUACAAGAGAAUUUGGCCAUGCCACAUUAACAAAUGUAGGGAAAACAGUGACAGCACUAGCAGCAGCACAGCAAGCCUCAAAUCUAACAGAGGUAGCUAUCAUUAUGCCCUUUUAUACUUUUAUGAGAAAGUAUAUAUCUGAUAAAGAAAUUGAAAUGGUCAUCGAUAUUCAGGGUAACAAGCCAGGUCAAAUCAUGACAGUUGAGUUUCGAGUUUGGAAAAUGUUUCAUGUCUUUAAUCCACCCGUACAAUCCCCUAGUAAAUACGAAUGGCAAAUAAUUAAUAAUGUGAAUACAUCUGUCCUUAUCACACCGCAGAGACCACCUCAACCAACUGAUGCUGUACCUGUCUAUAUGAUUGGACAUGCAAAUCGAAGACUCUUUAAUAAGGCAUUCAAGUGCCGCACUGUAGAAGAAAUUUAUGAUGAGAAUGAAUUACCUAAUGAAUGGCGUGAUCAAUACUUUGCUAAAGCUGCUGCUGCCUUUUUAGCUCAUAAAGCCACAGCCUCUGAUGAAGAAUCUAUAUUUGCUCCCAUCCGUAUUGUCCCCCGUGUUGAUAUCGUCCACAUUCAUGGGGCCUCCAACGCCUACCUUGCUAAAUUCUUACACGAGAAGAGGGAUGCCGAUGAUUUAGGUCCUCGUCCACCAGCUAUUAUUUAUACUAUGCACGAUCAUGAUGAAGUUCAAUAUACUAAUUUAUUCAGAAAUGUUAAAAAAUUCCUUGAUCAUCCUCAAGAACGUAAAAGACUUUAUCAGUACGUAUUAGGAGGAAAGAUGUACAUGUCUCAGUUUGCAAUCGAUAGAGCAGAUGCUGUCACUGUCAUCAAUCAACAGUUGGCUUCAGAUAUCGUUGAAGGUCGUCAUGACUUUCAUCUCAAGGAACUCGUCAUGAGUAAACUCUUAAAAAAAGUUGAAGAUAAUCGAUUCUAUGGUAUCAAUAAUGGUGUUGAUUAUCAUAGUACUGAUCAUCCUUUUCUAUCUGAUAAACUUGUGAAUCGUAGUAUGGUAUUUCCCUCUUAUGCUUGGGAUCUGAUAAAAGAUCAAGAAUUAAUAUAUAUUCAGAAUUUAGCCCUUAAGGUGCCUGAUAUUCCUACCUAUUGGACUCUCUCUGAACAUUCUAAGGAUUUUAUUUAUACCUAUAAGGAUCGGGCAAAAGAAUAUUUGAUAAAACGUAAUUUACUCACAGAGGAAGAUAUGCAACGCCCCAUAGUAUUAUUUAGAGGAAAUUUUGAAAGUCAAAGAAGGCUUGAGACACCACUAGAAGAAGCAGCUAAAUUAUUUGCAAAACACAACAUACGAUUUAUUAUUAUGGGUAAAAGAGGGGAUUAUCCUUCUGAGAGACUUGAGGCCUUAGAGAAACAAUAUCCAAACCACAUUUCUAUAAUCUCUUCGGCUAAACAACAACGUCAAUUAGGUGUCUUUUGUAGAGCUGCUGCUGAUUUUACUUUUACACCAAAUAGUGAUCAAGACAAUUAUACACAGGCUGAGGGCUUUAUCUUUGGCUCUGCCUCUAUCACACCACGUUCUGGUCCUCUUAAAGACGCUAUUAUUGAUAGAUCGCAAAAUGCCUAUAAAACCAGUGUUUCCUACCUUGAUCCUGAAUCCAUCUCUGAACGAGGUGCAGUCGUAACAAGCUAUGAAUAUUACAAUAGUUAUGUUUAUGAUAACAUCAGCUCAUUAGCUUCCGCAAUUCAAGAUGCCUCUACUGAUUAUCGCAAAUUACAAAAGAAUAAGGCGCUUCAUGAAGAAUUUUUGCUAAGAAUUAUUCGAUCUGCUGUCAAUUUAGGAUGGGACCGUGGUCAUUCUAAAGGACCUGUACAUGAAUAUAACCGUGUCUAUGAGCUAACAUUAGAAGAUCGCUUUAUUCCUGAGAUACGAAGACAUGAAGUUGAACAAGAAAACGAAUUAGUUUCAAGACUUCAAGAUAUUGAUUAG
Messenger RNA from Cokeromyces recurvatus, 2118 nucleotides. RefSeq lists its product as uncharacterized. Bases 1 to 2118 code for a protein of 705 amino acids. NCBI's taxonomy places the organism in Eukaryota, Fungi, Mucoromycota, Mucoromycetes, Mucorales, Mucoraceae. The record is from RefSeq and is a predicted model, not a curated record. The transcript is spliced from 2 exons.